CCUUCCAAUUAAUUACACGUGGACGUUCAUGAUCACAAUUUUCCCUCCAUUUGCAAUGAUGUCGGUUAAUCAUCUCUCACAAUACAUUUCUCUUCAAAUAAAUUUCCAUUUCAUAAACGAAACAGACCAUAGAGAACACUCAAAAAGCUGAAGUUUCUGUUGCUAUAUAUUGAUAUACAUAAUAACAUAUGGUGUCUGUAUAUCCAACACCACCGGGUCAAGAUUUUCACUACAUGGGGGAUCCGAUGAAAACGGGUCUUAUGGGUUUGCAUCCGGUGCAGUCGGGUACUAGUAUACAUGGGAAUUUGAAUUUGGAUUCGAAUACAGGUUUGGUGGUGUCUGAUGAUCACAGCAAGAAGACACGGAAGCCUUAUACGAUUACUAAGUCUAGGGAGAGUUGGACUGAGCAGGAGCAUGACAAGUUUCUUGAAGCUCUUCAAUUGUUCGACCGUGAUUGGAAAAAGAUUGAAGCAUUUGUUGGGUCGAAGACUGUUAUCCAGAUACGUAGCCAUGCACAGAAAUACUUUCUGAAGGUCCAGAAGAGUGGAACUAGUGAACAUGUACCUCCCCCACGCCCAAAGAGAAAAGCUUCUCAUCCUUAUCCACAAAAAGCUCCUAAAAAGGUUAUUUCCCAAGUCGGCAGCAUCCAAUUUCAACCUCCUGGUGCCCUGCCUGUACCCGGAUUUGGUAUCGGGCCCGAUCCUUUAUCAGUACCUGGAAAUACAAUUAAUUUUUCUCCCUGGACUUACGACAAUGUGCCUGCCAUUAGCACGAUACAGACGAGAAAAGAUGACGCACAAUUAUCCAGUGGAGGAGUCAAGCAAAAUUGCAGCAGCAGCAGUAAUGAAAACAACCCUAGGAUUAAUAAGACUAAAGAGAGCAAUGACCAAAAUGAGAGCCAGAAGCAAAUGAAAGUUAUGCCAGACUUUGCUCAAGUUUACAGCUUCAUUGGCAGUGUCUUUGAUCCAAGUACGAGGGACCACUUACAGAGAUUAAAAAAGAUGGACCCCAUUGAUAUCCAGACGGCACUGAUGUUGAUGAAGAAUCUAUCCUUCAAUUUAUCGAGUCCUGAAUUUGAGGAUCAUAGGAGGAUGCUUUCAUCAUAUGGCCUGGGUGCUGAAAAAGAUAAAAUGGACCUUCCUAUAAAAUCUGAUUUCAGAGGUAACGCCAUCCGAGCUAUCUAAAGGAGGCUGGAGGAAGGUUCAGAUGAUUCAUGCUCAUUGCAUAUGAUUGGUGGAGACAAUUGUACGAAGAGAAUGGUGUAAUGUAAAGAUGUUUUGCUUGUGCAUCUAGUGUGUUCAUAUGCUUCAAACAAGCAUGUUGCCAUCUCCAUCCUGUAUAUAUCUCGUUGGGGGAACAAUGCGGGAGUAUGCUUUAAGAGGUUGUAUCUUGUAUGUACUUGUGGAGAGUAGAUAUGUAGGCUUGAUCAGCUGUAUUAUAGAUUAUGUAGUGCUUGUGUUGUAUGUUGUAGAGGGCUGUGCCCCUCAUUGGUUCUGUCCUAAGAAACGCCCAAUGAAUCAGACACUUUGUAGCAGUAGUGUGUUUGACAUGUGGAGAAGAAACGAAAAUGACCUCUUGUGUUUUGAUGUAAA
Molecule: messenger RNA, 1592 nt
Organism: Solanum lycopersicum (tomato)
Lineage: Eukaryota; Viridiplantae; Streptophyta; Magnoliopsida; Solanales; Solanaceae
Gene: ARS1
Product: R1-MYB type transcription factor ARS1
Molecular function (GO): DNA binding
Source: RefSeq, marked validated